Chironomus riparius is the source of this 821-nucleotide messenger RNA. Lineage: Eukaryota; Metazoa; Arthropoda; Insecta; Diptera; Chironomidae. The record is from the annotation of a GenBank genome assembly.
AGGAAAGCUCGCAUUGAUCACAGGAGCUGGAAGUGGACUUGGCAAAGCAAUGGCAUUAAAACAAGCAUCAUUAGGGUGUAAUAUUGCAAUUGCUGACAUAAAUAAAUCUGCAGCCGAAGAAGCAGCAAAAGAAGUAGUAAACUAUGGAGUCAAAGCAAAGGCUUAUCAAGUGGAUGUCACUAAAUCUGACCAAAUCAUUCAGCUUCGUGGUGACAUUGAAAAUGAUUUUGGAGAUGUUGAUAUUCUCAUUAAUAAUGCAGGACUUGUGUUAUUAACAAAUCUAGAAGAGGAACCAGAAUUUCUUGAAGCCGUCGUAAAAGUAAAUUUGCUAGGUGUAAUUCUGAUGGCAAAAUACUUUCUGGAAAAGAUGAAAUCCCAAGGAUAUGGACAUAUUGUGUCAAUUUCAUCAUUAGGUGGUCUUCAUGCCUCUCCAUUUAUCACUCCAUAUUGUGCGACUAAAUUUGGUGUAAAUGGCUUUAUGCAAGGAUUAACCGAGCAUCUUAGACUAGAAAAAUUGAAUGACAAGAUAAAAACGACAUGUAUAUUCCCAUCUUACAUAAAAACGUGUAAAGCUGUUGAGGAUCAUUUGAGUCCAAAGUAAAUGGAAAAAUCAUAAAUUUGGAACAAGUAAUUUAAAAAUAUUUUUUAAAAUAAUUUCAGCAUAAGAACUGCGGUUUUAGAGUUAAAUCAUGCAGCAGAAACCAUCAUCAAUGCAAUUCUUUUUGAGAAGACAAAUGCAACAGUACCGGAAUCCUAUGGUUUAGCUAUAAAAAUUGUGCAACUCUUUCCAUUAAGAAUCCAACAAAAGAUUUACCGUGAUA